AGGGCUGUGCCGCCGCCGCCCGAUCUGCACGGGGAAGGCCAUCUGUGGAAAAGAAGAAAGAGGAAAAAAAAUGAAGUACUUAUUCUUAAUAUUUCUCAUGAAUUUAUUACACCAAUAUGCUGGGAAAUCUUUGAGAAGAGAUGGAAGUUCCCUGAAGUCAUUUGAAGACAUUAAGAAUGAGAUAGCCGGCUAUACUAAUAUUGCUAAGGCUAUUAUUGAUCUUGCUGUUCAUGGAAAGGCUCAGAACAGAUCCUAUGAAAGAUUAGCAGUUUUUGCUGACACCAUAGGACCUAGACUCAGUGGUUCAAAAAACUUAGAGGAAGGCAUCAAAUAUAUGUUCAAUGCUCUGAAGAAAGACGGGCUGGAAAAUGUGCAUCUGGAGCCUGUGAAAGUACCACACUGGGAAAGAGGAGAAGAGUUUGCAGUGAUGCUGGAACCAAGGAAUCACAGCAUUGCUAUUUUGGGACUUGGGAGCAGUAUUGCAACUCCUCCAGAAGGAAUUACAGCAGAAGUCAUAGUUGUAGCCUCAUUUGAUGAACUGCACAAACGAGCUCAGGAGGCCAAGGGGAAGAUUGUUGUCUACAAUGAACCUUUCAUCAGUUAUGGUGAAACUGUCCAAUACAGGUUACAGGGAGCAGUGGAAGCUGCUAAAGUUGGAGCAGUGGCAUCCCUCAUUAGGUCUAUUGCUUCUUUUUCUAUUCACAGCCCACAUACUGGGGAGCAGAGUUACCAGCCUGAUGUACCCCAGAUUCCCACUGCUUGCAUCUCUGUGGAAGAUGCUGAAAUGAUGUCACGAAUGUCUCUCCGUGGCACUAAGAUUGUUGUGCACCUGAGGAUGGGAGCUAAGACUUACCCAGACUCUCUAUCCUUUAACACUGUGGCAGAGAUAGUUGGAAGCAAGUACCCAGAGCAGGUUGUAUUGGUCAGUGGACAUCUGGACAGCUGGGACGUUGGGCAGGGAGCUAUGGAUGAUGGUGGUGGAGCGUUUAUAUCGUGGGAAGCGUUAUCACUCAUUAAGGAUCUGGGACUUCGUCCAAAAAGGACACUACGCUUGGUGCUAUGGACAGGAGAAGAGCAGGGAGGAGUGGGUGCUGAGCAGUACUAUCAGCUGCACAAGGAAAAUAUCUCCAACUUUGAUAUCGUUAUGGAGUCUGAUGAGGGCACCUUCAAGCCAUCUGGACUGGGUUUUACUGGCAGUGCUGCAGCCCGGGACAUCGUGAAAGAGAUCAUGACUCUGCUGCAGCCCAUCAAUGCUACGGAUGUUUACGACACUGCAGAUGGAACAGACAUCUCCUACUGGAUGAGAGACGGGGUGCCUGGUGCCAGCUUGCACAGUGACAUCAAUAAAUACUUCUGGUUUCAUCAUUCUCAAGGGGACACGAUGACAGUUCAGGAUCCAAACCAGAUGAAUCUCUGUGCUGCUCUUUGGACUGUUGUCUCCUAUGUAAUUGCUGACAUGGAGGAUAUGUUGCCAAGGUAAUAAAACAGCAAGAAAGAAGAUUUCUGUUCUUCAGUAAAGAUUUUAAGUCCACUAAUGCAUGUGGACUACAGCUGUA
This is a messenger RNA of Sturnus vulgaris (Common starling), 1556 nucleotides long. RefSeq names its product carboxypeptidase Q (gene CPQ). Gene Ontology annotation, biological process: peptide catabolic process; thyroid hormone generation; proteolysis. The record is from RefSeq and is a predicted model, not a curated record. Gene Ontology annotation, molecular function: metallodipeptidase activity. Lineage: Eukaryota; Metazoa; Chordata; Aves; Passeriformes; Sturnidae.